AAGAUGGCUGUCUAUUUUGUGUCUCCACCUCCGCUGUCUGUCCUGUGAUUCCCAUGUUAUGAUUCUAUUGCUUUGAAUAUGAGCUCGGGCAAAAACGGAUACCGACAGCGACUGAUUUUGGCAGUGGAUGUGGGGAGUAGUGUUCUCAGGUGUCAUGUUUAUAACCGUGCCGGGAAGAUCUGUGGAAGUGCGGAGGACAAGAUAAAUGUUCUGUAUCCUAACCAUGGAUUUGUGGAGCUUGAUCCUGAUGGAUUAUGGGAGCAAUUUACCACUGUAGUCAAAGAGGCUGUGAAAGAUGCAGGUAUCAAAAUUAGUCAAGUGGCUGGUCUUGGGAUUUCAACACAGCGUGCAACGUUUAUUACCUGGGACAAAAAGACUGGAAAACCUUUUCAUAAUUUCAUCAGCUGGCAGGACCUGAGGGCAGCAGAAUUGGUCAGAUCCUGGAACACAUCCCUGCUGCUAAAGGCUGUCCAUGGCUCCUGUAAGCUUUUGCAUUUUUUUACGCGAACAAAACGUUUUCUGGCAGCCAGUUUGAUAAACUUCACCACUCAGCACGUGUCUCUUCGUUUGGUGUGGGUCUUACUCAAUAUACCUGAGGUGCGCCAGGCAGCAGAGGAAGGAAACUGCUACUUUGGUACCAUUGACACCUGGCUGCUGUAUAAACUUACCAACGGCUCAAUUUAUGCAACAGAUUACUCAAAUGCGAGUGGAACAGCAAUAUUUGAUCCUUAUCUGAUGUGCUGGAGCUCCUUCCUUUGUUCCAUGCUGUCCAUUCCUAUGUCUAUAUUUCCUCCUGUAAAAGACACAAGUUAUGACUUUGGCAUGGUUGAUUCCAGUAUAUUUGGAGCUCCAAUACCUAUCAGGGCUUUGGUUGCGGAUCAGCAGGCUGCCAUGUUUGGCCAGUGCAGCUUUGAUGUGGGGAAUGUUAAGUUAACAAUGGGAACUGGAACUUUUAUGUCUAUUAACACAGGCAACACCCUACAUACCUCAAUAGCAGGUCUGUAUCCUCUGAUUGGCUGGAAGAUUGGUGAAGAGGUGGUUUGUUUGGCAGAAGGUAAUGCCUCAGACACUGGUACUGCCAUCAGAUGGGCUCAGGAGUUGAAUCUUUUCAGCAAACUCUCUGACACUGAGGACAUGGCACGAAGUGUGUCAGACUGCGGAGGAAUUUACUUUGUACCUUCUUUUACUGGUCUACAGGCUCCAGUAAAUGAUCCAUUUGCUUGUGCAUCAUUCAUGGGUCUCAAACCUUCCACCAGCAAGAGCCAUCUAGUUAGAGCAAUUUUGGAGUCUGUCGCAUUCAGAAACAAGCAGCUGUACGACACUGUGCUGAGAGAGACUUGUAUUCCCAUAACCCAAAUAAGGGUCGAUGGAGGAGUCAGUAAUAAUACUUUCAUUAUGCAGAUGACUGCUGAUCUCUUCAGCCAGCCAAUUGAUAAACCCAAACACACAGAUAUGUCCUCAUUGGGAGCAGCCUUCCUAGCUGGCCUGGCUGUGGGUAUGUGGUCCAGUAAAGAGGAGCUGAAGAAACUAAGAAAGACAGAAAUUGUUUUUGAACCACAGACCAAAUUGAAGGACUACGAGCAAUACAUGAAAAGCUGGGAACUGGCCCUGAAGAGAUGUUCCAAUUGGUACAAUGACUCUUAGCAGAAUAAAUAUUAAUUUUCACCUCAUUAUAACCAGAGACCUUAAUUGUGCAGUAGAGCAUCACAUACUCAUCAUCAUCUAUCCUUGUGAGGGUUAAGCGGUGCUCUCAAAGCUGCUAAUCUCAUCCUACACAUUUACAUGCCUUAAUAAAAGCUGCUAUUGAUCUUUCUUUACUACAAGGGCACAAGCUGUCUUUCCUGAAUACGCUUGCCAACAGUGUGAGUUUGCAGCAAUAAUGGUUUGUGUCACACUUUCUCUCACAGAAUGUUGUACUCUGUGAAAGCAGCCGAUGGGCAUAUAAAAAAUUAAUCGGAAAGCACUAGCACUGCAAUAUCCCAGAUGAAAAUGGAUAUGGAGGAUACUCUAAAGGGGGACGAGAAACUGGUUCCUUAGGAGCAUAGUAACAGGAGCUGUAUAUAUUUACAUUGCUCUUGUUAACUAGACUUUUAAAUUACCUAUAGUUUUUGAAUAAUAUAUUAUUCAAUCUUGAUCGUUAAAUUAUCAAAAUACUGUGAACUUAAAUGUAAAUAAUCAAUGAUAUUUUUUUUUCUUGAAAAAUAUUUUAAUAUCUGUUGUUUUUAACCAUUUAUUUUUCUCAUCUUUUUUUAUGUAGAAUUUUAUUACCGUGUAUAACCAUCAGAACAAAAAAGUUUAAAAGCCUGUGCCAAAUAUGAGUGAUUACAAAUAAAUCACUUUUGUUUAUUAAUGUCAAA
This is a messenger RNA of Bombina bombina (fire-bellied toad), 2357 nucleotides long. RefSeq names its product glycerol kinase 5 (gene GK5). Gene Ontology annotation, molecular function: glycerol kinase activity. Gene Ontology annotation, biological process: glycerol-3-phosphate biosynthetic process; glycerol metabolic process; triglyceride metabolic process. The record is from RefSeq and is a predicted model, not a curated record. NCBI's taxonomy places the organism in Eukaryota, Metazoa, Chordata, Amphibia, Anura, Bombinatoridae. Gene Ontology annotation, cellular component: mitochondrion. The transcript has 16 exons. The coding region runs from base 79 to 1644 and encodes 521 amino acids.